UAUGUGCACUCAGAGAUUAUUCUGCUCUAUGGGGGGUGAACUGAACACGGAGACAACUAGUUGCCCCGCGAGCCAGGCGUGUGGCGUGGUUAAUGGUAUCCGGGACUGCUACCCAGUGCAUUACGGCAUCUGUAUGGUCUCUGGUGACCCUCACUAUCUCACCUUUGAUGGGGAGGCCUACGACUUUCAAGGCACCUGUGUGUAUGAACUGGCUGGGCUCUGCUCCAAGCAGGCUGGCCUAGAGCCAUUUGACAUAAUUGUGCAGAACGAUGCCCGUAAUAAGCAGAUUGGUUCAAGCACGAAGCUGGUUGAGGUCACGGUGUACGGAAACACCAUUGUGAUCAGUAAAGACAGACCCGGCGUGGUCACGGUUAAUGGAGAAAUACAGAACCUGCCUGUAAACCUGGAUUCAAACAAGGUGCAGAUCUCCAAGAGCGGUUUCUUUGCUGUGGUGGAGACAGACUUUAGGCUGACGCUGUCCUACGACUGGAACUCUGUGGUGAUGGUGACACUGCCCAGCACCUACAUGGGGGCCAUGUGCGGCCUGUGCGGGAACUUCAACGGGAAUGUGUCCGACGACCUGCUGAUGAAGAACGGUCAGGUGGCAAACACCGGAGCGGAGAUGGGUCAGAGCUGGCGUGUGGCUGAAAUCCCCGGGUGUCUGGACAGCUGCAAAGGCCCCUGCCCCGACUGUGACAUCACCCAGAAGAUUCUGUAUGAGACCAACGACUACUGUGGUCUGCUGAAUGACCUCUCCGGUCCCUUCCGCGAAUGCGUGGCCGUCAUUGACCCAAGCACAUUCUAUCAGGCCUGCCUUUACGAUGUUUGUCUUCACCAGGGAAAAGGGAGCAUGCAAUGCAAGACCCUCACUGCCUACACUGCAGCCUGCCAGGCUAAGGGCAUCACUGUCUACCCCUGGCGUACAGCAGCCCUCUGCAAUAUUCAGUGCACUCCCAACAGCCAUUAUGAGGUUUGUGAUAAGGGUUGCGGUUCCACCUGCCUGAGCAAGACUGCACCCAGUGUCUGUAAAGAGCAGUGCCAGGAGGGGUGUGUCUGCAAUCGUGGCUACGUCCUCAGUGGUGCUCAGUGUGUUCCAGCGGACCAGUGUGGCUGCCAGUACAAAGGCAUGUACUACAAACCGGGCAAGGCAUUCUACCCUGAUGGACUGUGUGCCGAGGAGUGUAUGUGUAAUGGAACAGGGGUGUCAUGCAAGGUGUUUUCCUGUGGUCCAAAUGAAAAGUGUGAUGUGAAGAAUGGGGUCAGGUCCUGCCAAGCCAUCGGACAGGGGGUUUGCUCAAUCUCGGGUGACCCUCAUUAUAACACUUUUGACAAUGCAACUUACAACUUCAUGGGAACCUGCACCUACACAGUCGCUGAGGGCUGCCAUCUUAAUGGUACCCAACUCACCAACUUUGCCGUUGUGGUGGAGAAUGAGAAAUGGUACGACAUAUCAGAUGAUCCCAAAGUGUCUGUGGCCAAGCUGGUGGCUGUGACUGUUUAUGGCUACACCAUAAUCUUACGCAGGGGUCAGAUUGGAUUGGCCAUGGUUAAUGGAGCUAUAAUGAAUAUCCCUUUGAGCAUAGAUGAUGGACUAAUUUCUCUUAAACCGAUCGGUAACAAUUAUGUAAUCUCAACUGAUUUUGGGUUGAAAGUGACCUAUGACCUGGUGUACCAUGUCACUGUCACUGUUCCUGGUAACUACCGUGACAAGACAUGUGGGCUCUGUGGCAAUUUCAAUGGCAACAAGAACGAUGAGUUCCAGCUUCCUGACGGUAAAUUGACAAAAGAUGUGACAACUUUUGGAGCGGCAUGGAAAGUUGGUGUGGAAGGGGUGGUGUGUGACGAUGGCUGCGUUGGUGACAACUGUCCCACAUGUCCAGCAAGUGAGGCCAAAAUCAUUGAAUCUGACUGUUCCAUCAUCACCAACCCCAAGGGACCCUUCGCAGCAUGUCAAGCUGUUCUUGACUCUGAACCAUACUACAGAGACUGUAUCUAUGAUGUUUGUGUAGCUGGCUCCACGUGGCAUACAAAGAUGCUCUGCCACAGCAUUAAUGCCUAUGUCCUUGACUGCCAAGACAUUGGAAUCAAAAUCUUGAAUUGGAGGACAUCCAGCUUCUGUCCCAUGAUCUGUCCAUCAAACAGCCACUACGAGGACUGUGCAUUGCCCUGUCAGACCCCGUGUCCUGGUCUUACCAGUAUCACCUGUGCUGACACCUGUGCUGAAGGCUGUGCUUGCAACACCGGCUACUACUUCAAUGGAACAGGCUGUGUCCUACAGGACGAGUGCAGUUGCUACAUCAACGGGCAGACCAUCAAGAUCGGAGAGACAAUAGUGACACAGAACUGCGAGGAAAGGUACAUUUGCCAAAAAUCAGGGGUGGUCCUGACUGAGCACAUAUCCUGUAACAUCGAUGAGAACUGUGAAGUUCAAAACGGUGUUCGCGGAUGCUAUCCCAAACAGUGUGUCAUGGGAAGCAAUGGGGAUCUCACCACCUUUAAUGGUAUAAAGGGUGAAGCCACCGCCAGUGGAACAUAUGAUCUGGUUAAAGUGUGCGACGACACCCAAACAGAUGGAUGGUUCCGUGUUGUGAUGGACCUGCAGGCCUGUGGUAACAGUAGUCAGAUGACUGCUGUAGGUAUCUUUGCCUUCUUUGAUAGUGCUUUCAUCAUUGUCAACAGCAAGUUUGAAACCAUGGUUAACGGAAAGAUGGCAACUCUGCCCAUCAAGAUGAGUAACGGCGUUUCCAUUCAAAUAACAAACGACCUGCUGGUGAUCGAGAAGAUGUCUGCAGUUGUUGUGUCUUACAGUCGUUCACAGCAGAUCACAGUGACUGUCAGUGACAGUGUGGCCGGCAAUGUGUGCGGCGCAUGUGGAAAACUCACAGAAGAUGCCACCUUCGCUAAAUCCUCUAUACAAAACUAUCUCAAUGGCUAUAGAUCAGCGAUCUUUAAUUUCUGCAACUGAUCUGAAGACGAUCUAGUGAACCCAUCUGAAGACUCCUGUGAACCAAAAUGUAUUGCACAUACUAUGAUUUAUUUCCUAUAAACACACAUUAUUCCUGUUAGCAUAAUUAUGAGCAUAUUUGUAAAACACUUCUCAAUCAAAUAAUGCCUCAGAAAUAUACUUCUUCCUUUAUUAUCAAUAAAUUUCCUCUGUCAUAUAAACUGCAUGACAUUAUUAAAACAUCAGAACUAAUU
Molecule: messenger RNA, 3198 nt
Organism: Alosa sapidissima (American shad)
Lineage: Eukaryota; Metazoa; Chordata; Actinopteri; Clupeiformes; Clupeidae
Product: IgGFc-binding protein-like
Exons: 9
Coding region: 2-2965 (987 amino acids)
Source: RefSeq, a predicted model, not a curated record